GGGAGUUCAGGAUAGACUGUUUUCCAAGCACUUUAAACUUAAGCUGUGUGUAGGACACUCGCUAAUAUUUCACAGAUGGCAGGAACAAUUGGAGAACGGUUUGUUUGUCAAAUAAAUGUUUUAGACCUUAUGUUAUACACAGUUCUGCUCAGCAAGUCAUGUGCUAUAAACUUAGACGUAAAAAAGCCUACUGUAUAUUCAGGACCUGAAGGAAGUUAUUUUGGAUUUUCAAUGGAUUUUUAUCUACCAGCCACAGGGAAUGCCAAAAUUGUCGUGGGGGCUCCCAAGACAAACACAAGCCAGCUUGGUGUGACUGAAAGUGGAGCAGUGUUCCUCUGCCCCUGGUCAGAGAACGGGGGUCAGUGUGACAUCAUACCAUUCGAUACCAAAAGUGACCAGGAAUAUGUGUAUGCGGAUGGCAUUGUGAAUCUGAAGACUAACAAAUCAAACCAGUGGUUGGGGGCGACAGUCAGAUCAGACAAUAAUUACAUUGUGGCUUGUGCUCCCUACUUCAAGUGGAACGCUGUUGAGGGUCAGGAUGAGUCAGGAAUAACCCCAGUUGGAAACUGCCAUAUUGCAGCCAUGUCUUUUGGCACCUAUACAGAAUAUUCCCCUUGCCGUUCAUACAAAACUGAGCAGUUCUACAAAGGUCGCAGUUACAAUGGGGACCGGAGGUUCUGUGAAACUGGAUUUAGUUCUGACAUAACCAAGGAUGGGAAGAUCGUUCUUGGUGCACCAGGAUCAUUUUACUUUAUGGGCCAGACCAUGGCAGCAAACAUACCAAAAGUCUUUGAAAGCAAAAUCCAUAGGGGGCCAAUAGUUAAUGUAGCUGGAGAAACUAAAACUGCUGAAGAUCGCUACAAUGAAUAUGAUGGUUACCAAGGUUAUUCUGUCGCUGUUGGGGAGUUUACAGGAGACUCUGUACCAGACUAUGUGGUAGGAAUCCCUAAUGGAAGAAGCACAUCUGGCACUGUUGUAAUCUAUAAUGGACAAUCAACAUACACAUUAUCAUUAGUCCAUAGUUUCUUUGGAACACAGGUAACAGCCUACUUUGGGCAUACAGUGGCUGUAACUGACAUCAACAAUGAUGGCAUGGAUGACGUUUUCAUUGGCGCACCCCUCUUCAUGGAACGAUGGCCUGACAACAAGCUGCACCAGGUGGGACAGGUGUAUCUGUUCCUGCAGAGGGAGGGCUCAGCCUUUUCUCCCAAACCAGACCUGACUCUCACCGGGAGGGACGUCUAUGGAAGGUUUGGCAGCGCUAUAGCCACACUUGGAGACAUAGAUCAAGACGGUUAUAAUGACAUUGCAGUGGGAGCUCCCUAUUCUGGCAGUGAAGGAAGAGUGUUCAUUUUCACUGGUCAAAGCGAUGGAGUGAAGCCUCAGUACACCCAGGUCCUGGAAAGCCCAUUCCCCAAACAAAGCACCUCAGCAGCCUUUGGGUUUUCCCUUAGAGGGGGGGCAGAUAUUGAUUCCAAUGGCUAUCCAGAUUUGCUCGUCGGCGCUUGGGGGGUCAGCAAAGUUGCUGUGUACAGAUCACAGCCUGUUAUCCUAGCAAAAGCCAAAAUCACUCUUUACCCUGAUGUUCUGAAUCCUGACACCAUGACCUGUAAACUACCACAAUCCAACACUCCAGUCUCCUGUUUUACCAUCAUGUCAUGUGUCACUGUGUCCGGCCGGAGCAUUCCAAAACAAAUAGUCCUGAAUUCCGAACUCCAGCUAGACCGGAUGAAACAGAGGAGAAUGAGACGAACGCUCUUUCUGGACUCAAACCAGCCCAAAGACGUGUUCUCCCUGUUCAUUGACAGAGACAAGGGGUUUGCCUGCAAGAACUUCACUGCAUAUCUCAGGGAUAAAUCAGAGUUUAAAGACAAGCUGAGUCCUAUUAUCAUCAGCCUGAAUUACACCCUCAAUGAGUCGUCCCCACAAGGGUCAAAGACUCCCUUGGCAGUGCUGCAUGGACAGAAGGCAGGAGCUGUACAGACUCGAAUAAUUUUGGACUGUGGCACUGACAAUAUCUGCAUUCCAGAUCUGAAACUCUCUGCAUAUCUGGACAAGACCCGUCUGCUCAUAGGUAAUGAGAACCCAGUACUGCUGGUUGUCAGUGCAGAGAACCAGGGAGAGGGAGCCUAUGAGACGGAACUCCGUGUUCAACCUCCCCCACAUACACACUUCCAGGGAGUUCUGAGGAACAGAGAGGGGUUCACGAAGCUGACCUGUACCAAGAUGAAGGAGAAUGACACUGUAGUUGUGAUCUGUGACUUGGGGAACCCAAUGAAACAGGGGGGCCAGUUAAAGGCGGGUCUCAACUUCAGUGUCAGCUAUUUAGAUGAGGUGGAAAGCAGUGUUUUGUUUGAACUGCAGGUUAAAAGUAAAAACAGCCACAACCCAGACAGCAAUGUGGUGAAUUUGAAGAUCAGUGUUAGUGCUGUGGCUUCACUGGAAAUGCGUGGGGGCUCUUCUCCUGUUGAGUGUGUUCUACCAAUAACGGAAUGGCAGCCACAAUCAGACCUUAAAACAAUUGAGGACAUUGGUCCACAGAUUGAACAUAUCUAUGAACUGCACAACAAAGGCCCAGGGACAGUGAAUGCCAGGAUGGAGGUGGACUUUCCCACCCAUCUCCAUGGAGAUAUCUUUCUCUAUGUCUUUAGCAAUGCUGUGGAGGAGAACUUGAAGUGUGAAACAAACUUGUCUGCCAUUGAUCGUUUCAAACUUGUGAAGCCUUCAGACACUGCUUUGAACCAAUCCAUAGCUUUCAACCCUCACAAUAUUGAUAAACGAGAAGUGGACCAGCCAGAGCAACUGCACAAAGAACCAACUCAUGUGAACUGCAGCCAUGCGGUGUGUGUGAGUUUCAGGUGUCAGGUGACUAACCUGGAGCGUGGCAAGAGUGCUGUCAUCAGGGUGAUGUCUCGACUCUGGGUCAAAAGCUUCUUGAAGAGACCCUUUGAAGAUUUCAUCCUGCAGUCCAUGGCUUCGUACAGCGUGAUCAGCAUGCCAUACAAGAUCAAGCCUGAGGUGCUCCCAAGUGGAAGUGCAGAGACCCUUACUGAGAUUGUGUGGAUCUCUCCAGAUGGUGAGAAGGAAGUGCCUCUCUGGUGGAUUAUUGUAGCUAUUAUUGCAGGCCUCAUCCUGCUGUCUCUCCUCAUCUUCAUCUUGUGGAAGAUUGGGUUCUUUGAACGAACACGACCUCCGAAUGAUAAUAGUGAAGAACUCAAUCCAGAGGAUAAUUGAGAGUAUGCAGAGAUGCAGUGUACAACUGAAAAUUAAAGCACCCAUGGCCAAGCUUGUUCCCUUACGCUUUUGAAUUUUAACUCCCCUACCUGUAUGAUCUUCAGUGGAAAUGCAGAGAUUCUAUACUAAUGAUAACACACAUUAAGUCAUAUAUAUAUAUAUAUAUAUAUAUAUAUAUAUAUAUAUAUAUAUAUAUAUAUAUAUAUAUAUAUAUAUAUAUUCUCUCUCUCUCUCUCUUUCUCUCUCUCUCUAUAUAUGUGUGUGUGUGUGUGUUGUGGUGAUGCUCCACAACAAUUAGGUAAUUACUAGACUUUAUCUGCGAUACAAUUUUUUUUUUAUUAUUCUCAUUAAAUAUCAGAUGGUUUAAAGUGUUGUUUAUAAUUUUGUUAAAUAAUCCAGUAGGUUGAUAUUACUACUAAUCUUUAGUG
Acipenser ruthenus (sterlet) is the source of this 3662-nucleotide messenger RNA. It is a transcript of the gene itga2b, whose product is annotated as integrin, alpha 2b. Bases 76 to 3234 code for a protein of 1052 amino acids. Gene Ontology annotation, molecular function: integrin binding. Gene Ontology annotation, biological process: angiogenesis; cell-matrix adhesion; cell-cell adhesion. Gene Ontology annotation, cellular component: integrin complex; external side of plasma membrane. NCBI's taxonomy places the organism in Eukaryota, Metazoa, Chordata, Actinopteri, Acipenseriformes, Acipenseridae. The transcript is spliced from 30 exons. The record is from RefSeq and is a predicted model, not a curated record.